Molecule: messenger RNA, 2004 nt
Organism: Caenorhabditis sp. 36 PRJEB53466
Lineage: Eukaryota; Metazoa; Nematoda; Chromadorea; Rhabditida; Rhabditidae
Source: the annotation of a GenBank genome assembly
AUGGGGGAUGUUUCUAAACAUAGAGUAAGCUUGAAAAACGUCACUCUCAAUUUCAUAUCUAGUAAAUGGUUUCAGAUGUCAACAGGAGAAACGGCUGUUCCACCGGAAGCCGAAGAACCUGUAAGUUUCGAUUUUUUGUAUAAUUUAUCGGUUUUCAAGCCUGUGUUAGUUUCAGGUUCUGCGAAGAAGUCUUGAAGAUGAGCCAAUGGAGUUCUCCUACAAUGUAAGCAACUUCAAAUUGUCGGGAGAGUCGAUAAAAAUCAAAUAUUUCAGCCCGUCGAUGUUCCGUUCAAUCACAACGACGAUUCCGGAACUUCUCAAAAUGCGAUAGUCACGUUAGGUACAAAAAGUUAAUAAACUGUUCGACGAAUCUUUUUUUAUUUAGAAGAAGCGACAAACGGAAACGCCUCCCUCAUGAUGACUGAUCAUCCGAUUCCUCCGUGCAAAUACCGUUCGAUGACCGAAUUCACGGAGGAAUUCUGGAAAGAAAAAAAGCAGAAGAUGUCAGAGAUUCAGGAGAUCGACAUGCUCAAUAAGACAAAGAACAUGAGCGUUCCCAUGGCAAGAGUGAAGAAAAUUAUGAGGAUCGACGACGACGUUCGAAAUCUGGUAAUUUGUUUUUCUUGAACUGUCCAAGCUUGCGUUUUGCCUCAAAACUGUCAGAAUUUUCCAGAUGAUAGCGUCGGAUGCUCCGAUCUUCAUGGCCCAGGCAGCAGAAUUUUUCAUAGAAGAAAUGACCGGGAUGGGCUGGCAAUUCGUCUCGGAAAGCAGAAGACGUAUCCUUCAAAAGGCCGACGUGGCGAGCGCUGUUCAUAAAAGUGAUCAAUUUGAUUUUUUGAUAGAUUUCCUGCCACCGAAGAGUCAGAAUCCGCCAAACGGACUGGGGCCGUCCAGUGCUUAUGUAUGUUCUUUUAUAUAUAAAAAAUUAAAAAUUCUGGAAAUUUUAUAGCUUCAGAACGGCGAGAAGAGGUCUCCAAUGAUAGGAAUGCCUGGUGUGUCCCGUUUUCCAGAAGAAUCAAAACAGAAUCAGACGGCUGGACCCUCGAAUUCCACCACAAAACAGCCUUCAUUCGAAACUCCGCAAAAAGAUCUUUGUAAGAAAAAAUUCACGUAUUUAAAAUGUAAUUUCUAAAAAAAUCCGUCUCAGAUACGCUUUCCAAAGUCCGAAAAGUCAACGAGGGGUUCCAUUGUGCGGUAAACGAGACAGCUCAAGGAAGAGAGUAUCAAGUAGGUUUUGAAGGCGUUUUUAGACGGCGGUCCAACAUAAUGGAACUGGGCAGAAUAGAACUGCGACAUAAUAUAACCGCGCAGAAUAGAACCGCGACACAAUAGAAUCGCGACACAAUAGAACUGUUUUUGUGUAUUUUGUCCGUUUCUUUCAAUUAACUUUCGCAAAAUUUUUCGUCUCUCGAACAAUUAAGCAGAUGAGCACAGUUUAUACCUAGAAAAUUGGCUUCCUUUCGUUUUUGAUAGCACAAUAAAAUUAUUUUCUGUGGGUUUCGUUACCGUAGAGAAGAGGGAUCACGACGGAAGUGAAAUUAAUGAAAGCAAUAAAUCGGUCACGAGAUUCAAAACUUAUCUUUUUCUACGAAAUAAUUAUUCUUCAGAAUUCUCAGAAAAGAAUCUGCAGAAAGGUUUAAAAGGCGCUCCAAACAGUUAUAUUGUGGCCGGUUCUAUUAUGUCGUGGUUCUAUUCUCCGCAGUUCUAUUAUGCGUAGUUAUAUUCUGCGCAGUUAUAUUAUGCGUAGUUAUAUUGUGGCCGGUUCUAUUGUGUCGCGGUUCUAUUAUGUCGCGGUUCUAUUCUGCCCAGUUCUAUUAUGUUGGACCGCCUUUUAGCAAGCUCGAAAUUUUUUUUUAAACUACAUUUUCCGUUCAGAUUACACAAGUGCACCCAUCCACAUCAUCCGCACACACAGCUUCAGGCGGUCGCAACUUCGCCGGCCGUACCCUGCCAACUCUGCCAAAAACCGAAAGAUCCGGAUCAAUGCCACCACCGAAGGAAUAA